This is a messenger RNA of Paramuricea clavata, 938 nucleotides long. The record is from the annotation of a GenBank genome assembly. Lineage: Eukaryota; Metazoa; Cnidaria; Anthozoa; Malacalcyonacea; Plexauridae.
AUGUUUGACAAAUCUAACAUGGGGUAAGUAAACUAAACUGUAAUAGCAUCCAUAUAAUUAUGAAAUAUUUAAUUGUAUAUUCCAUGUUUUAUUUAUAUUUGUUGGUUUAAGUAAUAUAUAAAUUAUAGUUCUCAUUUUUGCUUCCAGCUUUGGCGGAUUGAGACGGAUUGUUGAUGCCGAAAUGAAAGACGUUCAUGCCACUGGGGUAACGAAUACAAAAGCUGAGAAGAAAGCUGUGACAGAUGAAGAGGAAAACUAUUUGGUAUGCGCUCUCAAGAGCAUCGCCACUUACGGCUUGAGGAUAUUACAAUAGAAAAUAAUACAGCGAUAGUUUACCGAGAAAAUACUUCUAAAACGUUUCACGGGGAUAUAGCCGAUAUGAAAAAAAAACCCAUAGAAUCGUUAAGCACUUUUGUCACAAUAGUGAAAAUGAUAGUCAUGAGCGUUGUUUAAUUAAGAUUUAUAACCGCUACUUUGAGCUAUCUAGAUCGAUGCGUGAUAAUCUGUUGUUCUUCAACAUUGAUGAACCCACAGGAGAGGAAAAAGAAGACACGACGGAGAUCAUUCUGGCGUUAUUGGAAGAUAAACUGGAGAUUCCCAAUGCGCGCAACAAGGUAAAGAUUGAUAGAUCCCACCGAUUGGGCCCAAAGCGCCGAAAUACGCAAAGUGGUCAACAGUGACAGUAGACCACCAACAAGCCACGACCAAUUGUCGUGAAAUUAAAUUAUAUUCAGGACAAAGAAGAUGUUUUGAGAAACACGAAAAAAUUAAGGGGCACAAGAAUUGGUGUUCAAGAUCAAUUUCCCGAAGAAAUCGAGCGAGAGAGAAAGAAAUUGUACCCCAUCAUGAAGGAAGCGAGACAAGCGGGUAAGCAUGUAAGAUUGGCUUGCGACAAACUGUACAUUGAUAGGCAUCUAUAUCGUCCUAUUAACUCUUAA